CCACUUUCCUGGCCCCCCGGCAUUUGGGCGCAGCUUCAGGGAUCCAUUGCCCUGGCCAGUGCCUGAAGCGAGGCAGAGGGGAGUGCACCAAGGAGCAACAGCAGCAGCAGCCAUCCCACGCCCCGGUCUCCACUGCCGCUGGCCUGUGCAAACGCCGUGCGAGGUGGAGAUGCCCGGUGCACGGCGAGCAGGCAAUUCACCCCGCAUUGUUCCACUUGCUUCCUUUUACUCUUCACCACAACACGUAGAUCAUAUCAAGCCCACUUUUGCUCAACACAACUACACACACAUACAACUACAACAAUGGCAUCGCUCGUCAACACUCUCGCCAGCAAGGUCGCCGAGGCCAUCCCCUCUAUCAAGGAGGGAUCUACCAUCCCUUCGGGCUACGCCAUCAAGGAGGACAACCCUGAGCAAGCUACUGUCGACCUCGGCAAGCUCGCCGGCAAGAACCUGAUCAUCGGUGUUCCAGGAGCCUUCACUCCCCCCUGCUCCUCUCACGUGCCCGGCUACGUUGGUUCCUACGACAAGUUCUCUGCCAAGGGUAUCAAGGACAUUUACAUCGUUGCCGUCAACGACGCUUUUGCCACUCAGGCAUGGAAGGAGAAGCUGGACUCCAAGCAGCCCAACGUGCACUUCCUGGCCGAUGACACUGGUGCCUUCACCAAUGCCGUCGGUCUGGGCUUCGACGCCACUGGCCUGCUGGGCAAUGCCAGAAGUCAGCGAUACGUCGCCGUCGUUGAGAACAACAGCGUCUCUCAGCUCUUUGUUGAGCAGGCCGCUCCCGAUGUCAAGGUCACUGCUGCCGACCACGUUCUGUCGCAGCUGAAGUAAGGAAGGACAUGUGAGGGACGUCUGAAAGAUGUCAUGGCGGCAAGGAGAGAUUGUAGAAACAAAGAAUGAAAAUUUCGUUACACUGACUCACAUCCAGAAAAGAAAAAAUAGGCGAAGGCGAGAUGGGUGUGAUGCAGUCUGUCCCACUCCUGAGGUCCCGCAAUGUUCUCUCGGCGGUGUGUGU
This is a messenger RNA of Microstroma glucosiphilum, 1018 nucleotides long. Its product is annotated as Redoxin. Gene Ontology annotation, cellular component: cytosol; mitochondrion; cytoplasm. The record is from RefSeq and is a predicted model, not a curated record. Gene Ontology annotation, molecular function: thioredoxin peroxidase activity. The coding region runs from base 304 to 834 and encodes 176 amino acids. The transcript has 2 exons. Gene Ontology annotation, biological process: cellular response to oxidative stress; cell redox homeostasis; hydrogen peroxide catabolic process. NCBI's taxonomy places the organism in Eukaryota, Fungi, Basidiomycota, Exobasidiomycetes, Microstromatales, Microstromataceae.